AUUUUUGUUGGGGUGGGGCAAAAGUACUUUUUCAAUUUGAAUAAUUCGUUCUUCAAGGCAAUGAUGAUGUAUGUUACGCUCGCUACGGUUUUGCUUGUCUGCAGCAUUGCUGUUUCAGAAAACACAAAGAGUUUGGCUUAUCGCUUUGCAACCAUAUAUAAUGUGCGGGCCGAGGACAUCAAAAACAACAGCAUGUCGGUAAAAAUUUACACCACAAGGAGUGUUGACACGAUUUUCGUGCAGUAUAGCGAAGAUCAGUGGCUCUAUGAACUAAGACGUCAGAUUAAAAUUGGUCAAAAAAGCCGUGCAGGCCCAUAUGUGAUCAAAAUGAUGGAUUUAAAAGCCAGCAGCAAGUAUAACUUCCAGUUUCGAUUAUCUGAACUUGAUGAAUGGUCAAAGGUCUUCACAUAUGUGACACUUCCUAAUGUGCCGCAUGUCAUAUUCAGCGGUCUAAGCAAUGGUGCUCUCAAAAUUGAAUGGGACAGUGCAACUCCAGACGCAAUCGAAAAACACCAACUAUCUUAUAACAAAGUACGUCAAACUGACGGAAAUUGGGUAAAGGACGACUGUGCUGUAACUAUCGAAAUUCCUAAAUGCAGUGGAUCCAGUUUUACGAUCACACCGUUGCAUAAGGACUUUUAUUACGAAAUAUUUUUAAGUGCACACACUUCAGCAGGCUACGGAGAGUAUUACUAUUUUAAAGUACACGCUUGAAGCAUGACUGCUAAGAGUGAAUCAUGAGAACCGAAUGUCAAGAAUUUGGAAGAUGGUCACUGUUUCGAUAAAUUAAUUUAUUUUUAAAAUAAAAAGU
Messenger RNA from Uloborus diversus, 811 nucleotides. RefSeq lists its product as uncharacterized. The record is from RefSeq and is a predicted model, not a curated record. Gene Ontology annotation, molecular function: protein binding. Lineage: Eukaryota; Metazoa; Arthropoda; Arachnida; Araneae; Uloboridae. The transcript has 4 exons. The coding region runs from base 61 to 714 and encodes 217 amino acids.